AUGGCUCUUGGACCAAUAACUUCAUCUCCGAGGGGUGUACUCACACUCAGCAGAAUCGAUACCAACGGCUCCAGUUCAGACCAGGCUGUCCGGGACGUUUGCAAUGCUGUAACAAUUGAUGAUGCUGCACUAGCUGCUUCUGCUAUGGCUUCUUUAUCUGAUAUGACUGCGUCUGAAGUUUCAUCCGGUAUGGCACACUCCCCGUUGAUUACUUGUUUUCCUCAUUUGAAAACGCUGCCAACACUUGAUAUGAUCAACUCUUCAUCCAGCGGCCCCGGGUUGGGCAUCGCAUCUACUCUCAUAGGACGACAAAGAAGCAACGAUUGUCUGGAUCGCAAUUCGAAUCCAACUACUCCUCAUUUCCAUCAUCAGCUCAGUCAGCCAAACCAACAACAGUCACAGCAGCAAAUCAACCAAACUAUGACCCAUAACCUACCUCCUUUUAAUAAUCUUUAUCACUCCCACUUUCAUCAAAAUCAGCAGCCGCAUAAUCACUAUCAAUCUCCCGGUCUCCAUAUAUUUCGUAGCUCGGCAUCUCGAAGAAGUCAAUGCCAUUCACCAGCACUCAAUUCACACUCUCAUUUCAGAUUGGGGCAUAAUUUGAACUCCUCUCUCCAUCAGGCAUCCUUUUUGCAUCACCAGAAGACGGCUUAUCAAUCUUUCUUUGCUAGUGGUGAGUCACAAGAAAUAUUUUAUUUUUUCAAAAGAGACUUCAUUUUACCUCAGUUCUUUUUAUCUCGAUAUGAUGCCCGAAUUUUUCAGUUAUAG
This is a messenger RNA of Protopolystoma xenopodis, 768 nucleotides long. The record is from the annotation of a GenBank genome assembly. Lineage: Eukaryota; Metazoa; Platyhelminthes; Monogenea; Polystomatidea; Polystomatidae.